Molecule: messenger RNA, 2395 nt
Organism: Enhydra lutris kenyoni (northern sea otter)
Lineage: Eukaryota; Metazoa; Chordata; Mammalia; Carnivora; Mustelidae
Product: zinc finger protein 410
Exons: 12
Coding region: 212-1648 (478 amino acids)
Biological process (GO): regulation of transcription by RNA polymerase II
Cellular component (GO): transcription regulator complex; PcG protein complex
Molecular function (GO): RNA polymerase II cis-regulatory region sequence-specific DNA binding; DNA-binding transcription factor activity, RNA polymerase II-specific
Source: RefSeq, a predicted model, not a curated record
ACCCAGGCGCCCAGGAGAAGUAAUUCUUAAACCCUGGUGUUUCAAGGUCAGAUGUAGAUAGAUGCUGAAUUGACUACCCACCCAGCACAGCAUCUUACAGGAAAAGAAUAGCAUUUCCUAGAGGAAUAUGAGCGUAACAGGAAGGUGUCAUUGACUGAAUUAAAUUUUUAACCUGUCCCCUGAACAUCUACAGGAUUUGGAAGCUGAAUCAAUGUUAUCAGAUGAGUUAGAAUCCAAACCAGAGCUCCUGGUACAGUUUGUUCAGAAUACGUCCAUCCCAUUGGGACAGGGGCUAGUAGAAUCAGAAGCUAAAGACAUUACUUGCUUGUCCCUCCUUCCAGUGACUGAGGCCCCAGAAUGCAGUCGGCUAAUGUUACCAGAUGAUACUCCAAGUCAUACAAACUCCUCCAAGGAGGUCCCUUCCUCAGCUGUGUUGAGAAGCCUUCAGGUGAAUGUGGGCCCAGACGGAGAGGAGACGAGGGCUCAGACUGUACAGAAGUCCCCGGAGUUUUUGUCCACUCCAGAGUCUCCUGGCUUGUUGCAAGAUCUCCAGCCGAGCGAUAGCACUUCUUUUAUUCUUCUUAACCUAACAAGAGCAGGUCUGGGCUCUUCAGCUGAGCACUUAGUAUUUGUACAAGAUGAGGCAGAGGAUUCAGGGAAUGAUUUCCUCUCCGGUGAGAGCGCAGACAGUAGCAUUCCAUGGUUCCUCCGGGUUCAGGAGUUGGCUCAUGAUAGUUUGAUUGCGGCUACUCGCGCGCAGCUGGCAAAGAAUGCAAAAACCAGCAGCAACGGAGAAAAUGUCCACCUCAGUUCUGGUGAUGGGCAGUCCAAAGAUUCUGGGCCCCUUCCUCAAGUGGAAAAGAAGCUCAAAUGUACAGUUGAAGGCUGUGACCGGACAUUUGUGUGGCCCGCUCACUUCAAGUACCAUCUCAAAACGCAUCGAAAUGACCGCUCUUUCAUCUGUCCUGCAGAAGGUUGUGGGAAAAGCUUCUAUGUGCUGCAGAGACUGAAGGUGCACAUGAGGACCCAUAAUGGGGAGAAGCCCUUUGUGUGCCCCGAGUCUAGCUGUGGUAAGCAGUUCACUACAGCUGGAAAUCUGAAGAACCACUUGCGCAUCCAUACAGGAGAGAAGCCUUUUCUGUGUGAAGCCCAAGGAUGUGGCCGUUCCUUUGCUGAGUAUUCUAGCCUGAGAAAACAUUUGGUGGUUCACUCAGGAGAGAAGCCUCAUCAGUGUCAAGUCUGUGGGAAGACCUUCUCUCAGAGUGGGAGUAGGAACGUGCACAUGAGAAAGCAUCACUUGCAGCUGGGAGCAGCUGGGAGUCAAGACCAGGAGCAAACCGCUGAGCCACUAAUGGGCAGUAGUUUGCUUGAAGAGGCUUCAAGAACCAGUAAAAACCUGGUGUCUAUGAACUCCCAGCCCAGCCUUGGUGGAGAGUCCUUGAACCUACCAAAUACCAAUUCUAUCCUAGGAGUUGAUGAUGAGGUGCUUGCUGAAGGAUCCCCGCGUCCCCUGUCUUCAGUGCCUGAUGUGACACAUCACUUGGUGACCAUGCAGUCAGGGAGGCAAUCCUAUGAGGUUUCUGUGUUAACUGCUGUAAAUCCACAGGAGUUACUAAACCAAGGAGAAUUAACUGAAAGCCGGACAUGAGCAUGGACACCGACUCCUGGAAGAGGAGCUCUGUCUGAUCCCAGAGUGCACAUAGUGGGAACAGGAUGCUUCUGGCUCGUGGUCUGCUAGAACUGAAUGAAUCUGUGAAGGACAGGACCCCGCUUCUGCCUCUGUUCACCUUCCCGGACAGAGAUGAUGAGUGUGGGAGCGCUUCUUUUCAAACCACAUCUGAUCCAGACAAGGACGAAAGCAGUGAAUGUGGGCUGGGUAACUGUACCUACCUCUCUUCCCACUAUGAAAUUUUGGGAUGGACUUCUCCCAAAAGGGAAUUUGAUUAUGUGUUGGCUGAAAUUUCUUCGGUAUGACUCUUAGAAGGGGAUUUUCCUUUGAAGAAUUUACAUCCCAGGCUCAGCUGUCUUUUCAUAUGGAUGAACUAAGUCCUGCCACCAACCACAAAACUUCACCAAGAAGUUGAGCUUUCAAGAUGCCUUGUUGCUUUCGAGAAGGGAGGGAUGUCAGUUCUGCUGUGGCAUUCUCCCUUUAGCAACCUGAGUAAGAGACUCUCUGCCCCUGGGCUGCAAAAAAAUAAAUUACUUGAAUCCCUACCUGGCCCGGGCUGAGGUACUAUCUUGUCAUAUCCACUUACUUGGUCACUUUGCUUUGUUUAUGGAAUAUACAGUAGCAUGUUGAAGGUUUUUUGUUUUUUGGUUUUUUUUUUUUUAAGUUAAAUACCACAUGAUUCACAGCUUCAGUUGUUUUCCCUUUAAAUAAACAAGAGAGCCCAGU